Paramecium octaurelia is the source of this 693-nucleotide messenger RNA. Lineage: Eukaryota; Ciliophora; Oligohymenophorea; Peniculida; Parameciidae. The record is from the annotation of a GenBank genome assembly.
AUGUAAUUUUUGCCUGAUUAAUAUUAUUAUUCUUAUACAACUUAUGGGAUUUUAUAGUUAAAUGUAAAGAUGGGUAUGAAUUAACAAGGGGAUUGCUUUGUUCAAGAUAAUGUAGCAGUGAAUGUUUAAAUUGUGAAAAGGCUUUUGAAAACUUCAUCUGCAAGUAAUGCCCUUUAAAUUACUACAGAAAUCCUAUAAAGGCUUAAUUUGAUGGGCAAUGCCUAAAUUGCUCUAAUCUAUGCUAUUAUUAUCAAAAAAGAAAUUAGAAUGAAAUAACAGUAAUUUCUUAAAAUAUAUUAGGCUAUGUAAUCAGAUUUUUAGCUUCAGGAAUCCAACGCAAAAUUUACAAUGAAAUGUCUAGCUCCACUUGAUGAACCUAAUUUAGGCAUUGAUAUUCAAUUUUACAAUGCCAAAUACUGCUUUAACAAAAGUUGCUACAAUAAGUUUUCAACUUCCUACUGUUUUGAUUCUUGUGCUUAACUAAUGUAUCAACCAGAUAUUCUAGACGAUGGUACAAUUGUUGAAUAUUGCAACUAAAUUGGGGUAGAUUAAUUGAUAAUUAAUUAUGUUUUUGCAAUUCCUGAUUAUUCUGUCCUUUUGCCUAUAUAUAACAUAACCUAUUAUUACGUAGAAUGUAUUCAAGAAAAAAAUAUUUUCUAUAAAGUAAACAAAUAUGAGAUUUUUUUCACUUGA